Molecule: messenger RNA, 261 nt
Organism: Clunio marinus
Lineage: Eukaryota; Metazoa; Arthropoda; Insecta; Diptera; Chironomidae
Source: the annotation of a GenBank genome assembly
AUGUUACGUCAAGCAAUUCGAAGAAUAACUCCAUUAGUGUCAAGAAGCAAUUAUGCAAGAAGUUAUUGCUGUGGAAAGCCACCGCCAUUAUGUGAACAUCACAAAGAUCUUGUUCCACCGUUUUGUGAAAUUUGCAAACUGAAAGGGUUUGAAUUAAAAUCAGAUUGCACAACAUUUCACAUGAAAUCACAAGGAUAUGAACCAGUUUGUUGUCCACCACCGUGCCCUCCAAAACCAUGCCCUCCGAAGCCUUGCCCUUGA